This is a messenger RNA of Pocillopora verrucosa, 2522 nucleotides long. RefSeq names its product BTB/POZ domain-containing protein KCTD4. NCBI's taxonomy places the organism in Eukaryota, Metazoa, Cnidaria, Anthozoa, Scleractinia, Pocilloporidae. The record is from RefSeq and is a predicted model, not a curated record. Gene Ontology annotation, molecular function: protein binding. Gene Ontology annotation, biological process: protein homooligomerization.
CAGGAAAUUUAAACGUAUUCAGUAAUUACUAAGGCUUGAUGAGGAAAGUUAACCGCUGGAACCUUAAAAUGUCAAUUUGACGUCACGUGUUUAUUCCAAACUUUCAUUUUCAACUGAUAUAUUCACAAAGCUCCGCAAUCAUCGUUUCGGCGUCGCUACUCGCGGGAAAGACUGUGGUCGCUUUUUUAUUUCAAGCCUUGAUAAAGUGAAAAUUUACCACUGACUUUUAGCGAUAAUGCAGAACGGACACGACCAGGGAAUUUCCUCGACCGUAAAACUGAAUGUCGGCGGUCAUUUCUUUACUACAAGUCGACAAACACUAACCAAAGAUCCAAACUCAAUGCUAGCCAUUAUGUUUUCGGGAAAAUUUGACAUGAAACCUAGUGAAGACGGUACUAUGUUCAUUGACCGAGAUGGAACUCACUUUCGAUUUAUACUCAAUUACCUUCGCAGUGGAAAAUUAACAUUACCUGAAGGAAGCACAGCUCUGAAGGAACUGAUGGAGGAGGCUGAGUUUUACCAGAUCCAGGGAAUUCUUGAUGAAUUAAAGUCCGUGACAGAUAAUUUAACGAUCGUGAAACUGAAUGUUGGCGGCCAUCACUUCACAACAAGUCUCCAAACGCUGAAGAAAGAUCCAAAGUCAAGAUUGUGCGCCAUGUUUUCAGGUGAACAUGUAAACAACAGCACCUUCAUCAUUGACAGAGAUGGAACACACUUCCGUUACAUACUCAAUUAUCUUCGUGAUGGAGAUGCGAGGUUACCGGAGGAUGAAUCUGCACUGAAAGAGCUCGAAGCCGAAGCACAGUUCUACCAGGUUGAAGGGAUACUAAUGAAAUUGAGCGUUAUGUCGGAGAUAAUAACGAAUGAGGAACACACAGCCAAGCUGCUUAGUUUCCUACCCUUGCUUGACUCAAGGAGGAAGCGACAUCACCUUCGUCUACUGUUCCGAGCUUCUCGCGAUGGCUUCUUCGCCAAAACCUUUCACUCCAUGUGUGACAACAAAGGACCUACUGUUACCAUUGUGCGGAGUGGAGAAAAUAUAUUUGGAGGUUUUACAGAACAGUCUUGGAAUAGUGAUGGUGAUUAUGCAAGAUGUUCAAAAUCAUUCUUGUUCACUCUGGUCAACCCACAAGGCCUGGAACCAACUAAAAUGCCAAUUACUACUGAUGGCCAAAAGUACGGCAUCUGCUGUUACAGUGAAUAUGGACCAACAUUUGGUAGAGGUCUUUAUGGCGGGUAUGCUUUGAAAAUUUCCGACCAUGCAAAUGUGCGCAGCAGUGACUUUGGUAUCAGUGACUCCUAUGAUUUUCAUCAAGAUUUCCGUACUUUCUUUACAGGGAAAACACAGUUUCUUGUGAGUGAUUAUGAAGUCUUUUCGCUCGUGAACUAGCAUGUAGCAAUUGAUGGCUUGGGUGUUUCUUUUAACCUUUUGACCCUUGAGGGUGAUUAGCAUUUAAUUUCUCCCUACAAUUCACCCCCUGAAUCACAAAUUAAGGUCACGAGAUUAAAGGAAAUGAUCACCAAGUAAAGAAGCUCUCGAUUUUGAGAGAAAUUCUCCUUGUCAGCACCUUAGGAAAUGUUUAGAGAACAGUAUGGAGAAUUUGUACACUGAUAUUAGGGUGUAAAGGUUUAAUGAGUUACUUUUCCUUUAUCUAGUGCUUUUGCAGGGGGUAAAUAACAGAAAAAGGAAGAGUGGAGUUAUAGGUCCAAAGAGGUGUAGAAAAUUAUAAGUAGAUAAAUAUUAUGCUAAGGUUUUUUUUUCCUUCAUCAUGAUAAUAUUCAAGUAUUUGACUUUUCAACAGCAUGCUGAUAUUCUACUUCAUGUAAUAACACUUGCAAGCCUGUUAUAGACUAGGGCUGGGUUGUUUGAAGCUGGGUUAAGAUAACCCAGGGUUAGUGUGAAAUCAGAUUUCACAUCUGAAAGUUUUAUAAAAAAUUCAGCAUGAAUUUUUUUGUCUGCUGUUUGAUGAUUGGAUGCUCUAAAAAGAAGAGAGAAAAUUAUCCAAAAAAGGCUUUUGAACAAAGGAGUAAAGAUGCUGGGAUUAAAAUGUAACCUUGGAUUAGCACUAAUUGGCCUUCAAACAACUGGGCUCUGCAGUCCAUUUGAGACACCUUAUGUAGCCGCAAGGUCUUAGUUUUCUGAAUCCAUUAACCCUUUAACUUGAAUGAGUGACCAACAAAGAAUUUCUCCUUACAGGAUCAAUACAAUAUCAAGCAGACUAGUGAUGAGAAAUAAGAAAUAAAAGUAAUAAAAAUUUUAAGUAGAUAAAUAUUAUGCUAAGGUUUUUUUUUCUUCAUCAUGACAAUAAUCAAGUAUUUGACUUUUUAACUUAUAGCAUACUGGUAUUCUACUUCAUGCGAUAACAUUGGCAAGCCUGUUAUAGACAAGGACCACGUUGUUUGAAGCUGGGUUGAGAUAAACCAGGGUUAGUUUGAAAUUGGAUUUCACAUCUAAAAGCUGUAUAAGAAAAUUCAGUAUGAUUUUUUUUUGUCUUCUGUUUGAUGAUUGAAUGCUCUAAAAA